AUGGACAUCGAGAAUGGAUAUUACCUCGUCAGAUUCCAAAGCAUAGUUGACUAUGAUUUGGCUCUGACUCAAGGCUCCUGGAUAGUGUUUGGGCACUACCUCAUUGUUCAGCCAUGGACAGUCGAGUUUUAUCCACUGAAACCUUUUCCUAGUGUGGUUACGGCCUGGAUCCGAUUCCCAGGAUUGCCGGGCUUCCUGUAUAAGAAAAUGAUUUUAGAAGAGAUAGGGAGCUUGGUCGGAAAAGUGAUGAAGCUUGACUUCAAGACAGAUAGUGGUGCAAGAGGCCAAUUUGCUAGAAUGGCGGUGUCGAUCGAUUUGAAACAGCCGCUUACCUCACAAAACAAAGCAUGUAAGGGGAGAAGAAAGACGCUCCUGGUGAUGGUGGACAAAGAUACAGCUCCGGUGACGACGACUGAGGCCUUUGGCCCGUGGAUGGUAGUCCAGCGAGUUGAUAAUUCGGGGGCUGAAAUUUUGGGGUUGAAGGAGGUUACUUUUAAACAAGGAGAUUUUAUAAGGAAAUUAAAAGAUAACAGACCUAGGGGUAAUUAUGGGCAUCGGGCUGAGGGAAAUAAGGGUAAGGAAAUAGUGGACCAUAACAGAUUUAUUGGGAUUAAGGAUAAAGCUAGUGGGUUAGUCCAUUUAGAAGUUGAACAAGGAAAAACUGGACAAGGUCAGACGCAUAGGGAUUUAAUUUUAGAAAAUAAAACUGGCUCCAAUCCGGACUGGUCACAACCCAUUUCAACAGGUAAGCUGAAAUUAAAUGACUCAGGACUCUUAGACCAUUUUGUGCAGUCAGGCCCCACACCAAUUUCACAAAAUAAAAACUCCUCAUUGCACUUUAAUCCCACUUUCGAAGGGCCUAUGGAGUCAGAGGUGAUUUUAGAUUUUAACGUGUUAGAUCCCAAAAGACAUUCGGCCGUUAUUUUUAAAGGAAAUUCAGAUCACAAGACCGUAGCUACAGAGUUAAAUGUUAGACCAAGUGACUCUAGUAUCUUGUCUGCUUCUUCAAAAGGUCAUGGUCUUGAUAAUAAAAAAGGAAGUGCGAGUAGUGGUAGAAUGCUAAAUAAGACAAUUCGCAGACGGGGGAGUCAUUUUAAAAUUGCUGAAAAUUCGCGUGUCUCACUCACUGAUGUCGUGAAUUCCAUGGCAAAACUUAUUGGUGAACAAGUGGAGACCCUUACUGACUCGGGUUGUGCUAGUUCAAAGUUUAUUUGGGUUUUUCAUGAAUACAAUUGGGAACAUAAACCUGAUUUGAUUAGUCUUAUAGAAACAAGGGUCAGUGGGGGAAAAGCUGAUUCAAUUAUUGCGAAGCUCGGGUUUCAUUACUCACAUCGUGUUGAAGCAGUGGGCUUUUCAGGUGGUAUUUGGAUUGGUUGGAAAGAAUCCAUUCGUGUGGAUGUUCUUAAAAAUCACUCGCAAUUUGUGUUUGUCAGAAUAUCUGAUACCUCUUCCAGGCAGCCUUUUUUUGUCACUUUUGUGUACGCCAGCCCGAAUCAUAGUAAACAGAGAAGUUUAUGGGAGACCUUACAAAGAACUAUUCCUGUCGAUGGGUCUCCAUAG
Gossypium arboreum is the source of this 1560-nucleotide messenger RNA. RefSeq lists its product as uncharacterized. The record is from RefSeq and is a predicted model, not a curated record. Bases 1 to 1560 code for a protein of 519 amino acids. The transcript has 4 exons. NCBI's taxonomy places the organism in Eukaryota, Viridiplantae, Streptophyta, Magnoliopsida, Malvales, Malvaceae.